Trichoderma reesei QM6a is the source of this 1725-nucleotide messenger RNA. RefSeq lists its product as uncharacterized. The record is from RefSeq and is a predicted model, not a curated record. Lineage: Eukaryota; Fungi; Ascomycota; Sordariomycetes; Hypocreales; Hypocreaceae. Gene Ontology annotation, cellular component: membrane. Gene Ontology annotation, molecular function: transmembrane transporter activity. The coding region runs from base 238 to 1725 and encodes 495 amino acids. The transcript has 2 exons. Gene Ontology annotation, biological process: transmembrane transport.
CUAGUUUUGACCUUAUCGGGCCACGAGACCGUGGAAAAAUUGGGCCGUUGCGGGAUUGCUUCUUCGUAUCGGACGUGGAAGAUCUCGUAUAUAAAAUCAAUCCACGUAUAAGUGCCCUCGCGAACCUUUGAUGAGCUUUUGCCCAGCUUCAUCGAGCAGGCCGUGAUAGAGCUCAACCUUGAAUAUCAACAACUGCUACCGUUCAUUGAUAUCUGAUCCAAAAGUACAGCACCCACCAUGGACGCAAUCCUUCUGCGCAACCUCGUCGAGAUCCAAUCCAGACCAUCCCCCGAUGAAGCAACCAGACCACUCACAGCUCCCGAAAAGACAUACCAACGCACCACCUACUCCGGAGGCGGCCCAUUCCAAGAAGACAUCUCCAACAAUGCGCGACCUACAGCGUCUCGCGUCGACAGCUUCGCCUCUGAUGUAGUCGCUGCUCCUCGCACAGAAGACACCGACCUGGAGAGGAGCCGCCCGGCGAGCCCCGUGCCCGAUGUCGACGCCGUCGAGGUGGUGCCCAGCGCGUGGGAGCCGUACAUGAACAGGUUCCGGCUGCUGUCCGUGUGUCUGGCCAACUUUGGAAAUGCGCUCAGUGACAGCUCUGCCGGUGCUCUGAUUCCUUACAUGGAGAAGCACUACAACAUCGGCUAUGCCGUCGUCUCCCUCAUCUUCGUCGGCCAGGCCCUCGGCUUCGUCUUCGCCGCCGUCCUCCUCGACACGCUCCGCGCAAAGCUGGGCCGCGCGCGGCUCCUGGCCAUCGGCCAGAUGCUCAUGGGGUGCGCCUACAUCCCGCUCGUGGCCGCCGCGCCGUUCGGCGUCGUCGUCGCCGCCUUCUUCUUCGUCGGCCUCGGCAUCGCCAUCAACGUCGCCAUGGGCAACAUCUUCUGCGGCAGCCUGCAGAACAGCACCGUCAUGCUGGGCCUGCUGCACGGGAGCUACGGCGUGGGCGGCACGUCGGGCCCGCUCAUCGCCACGGCGCUCGUCACCGUCGCGCACGCCUCGUGGAACCACUACUACAUCCUGACCAUGGGCAUCAGCUUCCUCACCAUGGGCCUCUCGGCGUGGGCCUUUUGGCGCUUCGAGCGGGAGCAGAGCCCCGCCGCCCGCGAGAGGGAGGCGGCGCCCGACAGCUCGGCGGUGCUGGGCAUGCUGGCCGCCGUCAAGCUGCGCAUCGUGCUGCUCGGCUCGACCUUCAUCUUCGCCUACCAGGGCGCCGAGGUCUCCAUCUCCGGCUGGGUCAUCUCCUUCCUCAUCAACUCGCGCGGCGGCAACCCUUCGUCCGUCGGCUACGUCUCCGCCGGCUUCUGGGCCGGCAUCACCCUCGGCCGCUUCUUCCUGUCCGCGCCCGCCCAGCGCAUCGGCGAAAAGGCCUUCAUCUACGGCCUCGUCGCGGGCGCGCUGGCCUUUCAGAUCCUCGUCUGGUUCGUGCCCAACGUCGUCGGCGACGCCGUCGCUGUGGCCAUUGUCGGCCUGCUGCUGGGGCCCAUCUACCCGUGCUCCGCGGCCGUCUUCAUGCGCGGCCUCUCGCACCGGGACACGCUCAGCGGCAUCGGGGCCAUCAGCGCCUUUGGCAGCCUGGGCGGUGCCGUGGCGCCGUUCGUCACGGGGUUGCUGGCGCAGGCCGUCGGGACGUGGGUGUUGCAUCCGAUUGUCAUUGCGCUGUUUGUGGUGAUGCUGCUGUGCUGGUAUGGCAUCCCGGAGGAGACGAAGGAGAAGCAGUAA